Vittaforma corneae ATCC 50505 is the source of this 1041-nucleotide messenger RNA. RefSeq lists its product as uncharacterized. The transcript has a single exon. Lineage: Eukaryota; Fungi; Microsporidia; Nosematidae. The coding region runs from base 1 to 1041 and encodes 346 amino acids. The record is from RefSeq and is a predicted model, not a curated record.
AUGUCUGUAAAGUACAAAAUUGCGUCAUCAAGCACAGAGGAGGGAGAGGUCCAUGAAAACACCUUUCCAUAUACAAAAUCAUAUCUACAGUAUUGCUACUACCCACUAACAACCCAGUUUAUAGGAAAAAAUACGCUUCCGAACAUAAUGAACUACAAAAGUGAAGGAAUAUGCCAAAAACUCAAGAAAGAGAUAAAGGCGGACUAUCCGUAUAUUUCAUUUACACUCUUAGAUAACAGCAAGCCAUUUUUUGAUAAUAGGUUUACUUUUAUUUGCGACUUAACUGCACGUGAUAUUUCCGAAGACAGCAGUAAAACGAAUAGUAAAAGUUCGACCUUUAGGCUUGUCUCGUUGAAGCCUGAUUAUAAGGAAAUUAAGAAUCUUGGCAGAAGCCCAUCAAAUGAGAGUCGAUACGACAGGUUCUUUCAGAAAUUCUUCUUCAUGAAGGAAGAUAUCCAGUCUUUUGUUUUUAAAGACUGCCUGAGAAUAUUCGCGCUUGAGGACAGAGUCUUUGAGAAUUUAGAUAAUAAAAAUGCAUUUAUGUUUUUCAGGGUCUGUGACCAAGACUGUAUUGUUGGCGAAGAUCAGACAAGCAACAGAAUUGAAAGAAAGAUAAGAAAGUAUGCCUUUGAAGAUGUUUUCUAUAGCAGCGCGCAGUUCUAUGAGUAUCUGAACAUAUAUUCUGAAGCUCUCGUACGAAGCCAUUGCAGCGAAGAAAUAAAAACAUACAAUACUGAUGAUAGUGCAUUUAUUAUUUACUCCAGCACUUCUUUUAAGGAAGAUGGGCAGUUGAGGAGGAUGCAUAGCUCAUUUGACUCCAAGAAGAAUGUCAGAGUUAUUUUUAAUAAAGACGGGCCAGUAUUUUCAAGCAUUCAAGGAAAAGAGUGUGACAAUAUAAAAUAUCUUGUAGGUUUAGAUCUUCCAGAAGGAGACUACGUUGUUAAUGAUAAGAAGGUAUAUAAGAUAGGCACAGAUGGCAUACAUUUUGAAUAUAAAGGACUAUUGUACGAAGACUUCACUAAAAGCAUAUGGGAUUAUUAG